Messenger RNA from Nerophis lumbriciformis (worm pipefish), 1381 nucleotides. The record is from RefSeq and is a predicted model, not a curated record. Lineage: Eukaryota; Metazoa; Chordata; Actinopteri; Syngnathiformes; Syngnathidae.
UUUUUUUAAUGACUGAAAAUGAGUAUUAGUGCGGCUCGUUUGGCGCUCUGGAUUUUUUUGUGGGUUCCCAUCAGCAAAGGUGACAAAGAUGUUUGGUGUCGUCUCAAUGAGAGCUGCCUUUUACCGGCAAACUCUACUGCUUUAGACGACAUGAUCAUAGACUGGUUCAAGAUGUCGCCAGAGGAGAUUUUUGUUCAUUCAUACUCCAACAAUCAGGACAAUCCGGAACUCCAGGACAAACAGUUUAAGAACAGGACUUCACUGUUCAAGGAGCACAUUAAAGAUGGGAAUUUUACUCUCUUGUUGAAGAACGUGGUUGUUGCUGAUGAGGGAAGGUACAAGUUGCACGUAAAAAACAAAAGUAGUAAUCAUAUGUCAUUCAUCAAGCUCCAUGUAGAAGCUGCGGUCACCACAAUCAACAUCCAGCAAGAUGGCAACAAUCUGACGUGCAGCUCAAGCGGAAUCUACCCCAAGCCUCAACUCACCUGGUCCACCGAGCCUUUGCUUCCUCACGCCCUCCAGAACGCCACGAAAGUGGACAACGGCACAGGGGAGACACUUUACAGCAUCAGCGGCUGGCUGGUCGUGGCGGGGGACAACACUUCUCAGGUGGACUACAUCUGCGACGUUAGAAGCCACAGCAGCAGGAGGCUCACCUGGAAGAACGGAUCGUCUGUCAGCGUUUCUGGAUCAGAGACCGUCAUCAACUGUCCCUUCUUGACUGGUAAAAGGAGCGUCGUCUGGACGUUCAACAAUCGUACCAUCGUGAAGAUGAGCAACGGUGCUAAAAACAUCAAUGAGGAGUGGAAAGAGCAGGUGAAGGACGUGUCCACUUCAGGCAGCCUCAGUCUGCACAGUCUGUCCAAUAAUCAUGAGGGAAGGUACACGUGCCAAGUGGACAACGCCACGGAAACACACAUGAUCAACUUCUUCUUGAGGAUGGCGGGCGGUAAGUUCAUACUGGAAGAUAAAUGCUAAUACCAUCAUAGGAUAUCAUAGCAGUCCACAGAUGCUCCCUAGUGGCUGAGGAUGGCAUCUUCUGAUCCCAUCUGACUUUUAUACACAAUACCAAAUCCACGUACCUAUCUUUAGUUAUUACAGUUAAUAACAACAACCAUCUAUUGGUCAGUUAGCUCGAUAGACUAAUGAUUAACCUGCUAAUUGUGUUGCAGGCUGUUCAGGUGUUGUGCAUAUUGUGGUCAGGGUGCUGGCAAUGCUUGUCGUGCUGGCAGGAAUCUUCUGACCUUAUGUGGCACUUACAUGUCAGCUGCUUCACACCUAGGAAACAUAUCAUAGUCAUGUGUGUCCUGUUUGUUUGUCGCAUGCAGUGAGUCAAAGCAGGUCGGAUAGGUCAUCAUUCCGAUGGAUACUGCCCGUGGUG